UUGUUAUGAUAUUUUCGAGUCUCGCGUUAACCUCCAAACGCACCCCAAAUAUCAAACGUAUAGUAUCGUCGACUGUUUACGUGUUAAGAAUAAGUAAAGUUAAGAUGAGUUUUAGAAAUAGUUGCUUUGUGCCAACUUGUGACAGUGAUAAAAAUAAAAAUCCAAAACUAUAUUUUGUACCAGUUCCACUAAAUGUAGACCGUCGAAAACGAUGGUUUGAGGCAGUAGGUUUAGAUAAAAAUCCCAACAUUACAACACGUUUUGUCUGCUGUGAACAACACUUUGAUUUUGAAAAUGACGCUGAAAAUUUGAUGUUUUUCAAAACAUUUAAGGACCAAGGUGACUCAAAUAUUAAGUUACGAUUAAAACCAGAAGUUGUACCACAUAAGAAUUUAUCACCGGACGUUAUACAGUCCCCGAAACGAACUAAAGUGGAAUUAGAAGAAAGUGAUGGUAUGGAAAUACCUUCUCCUUCUAAAAGUUCAAACCCAUUUACAGCCUCUGAUGAGUUGAUGGAUCUACAAACAAGUACAUCUUCUGAAGAGGAUGUGAAGAGGAGAGAAGCUCAAGUGACAUUUGUUACAAUGCCUAAGAAGAAGGAGAUGACCCUUGAUACUCCCACAAGGGUUCCACGACGAGCUGCCAGUAAAGAAGCACUUAAACAAAUGCAAAAAAUUACAGCUCAAGUUGAUUCUGGCCCUGAAACAUUGGAGAUACAUUCUGAUGAUGAUGAGGUAGUAACAAUUGAUCCAACUCCAAAAAAGAAAUACAAACUGAGUCAUAGAAAAUCAGCAGAUGAUCGAGAUGUAAUAGUUUUAAAAACAAUAUCAUAUGAGGAUGAUUCUUUAAUGUUAGAUUCAUGGACUGAUGAUUUAUCUCCGGCUCAAAUAGCAAUGAAGAAUGCUACAAAAAAAGAAAUUGAUGAGAUCAACAGCCGGCUAGAGUUUUUGUUAAAAGAAACAUCUUCACAGGUUAUCCAUACAGGGGAUAAUAUAGCUUUAUAUGAACUCGAAUUAGAAGUGAAAAAUGCACAAAAAUCCAACUCAACUCCGACACCACCGGCAACUGUUGUGCAACCACAAGCUGUUAAAAAUAAUCAAGCUUUUCAAUUAGUAAUGGACGCGCGAUCAGGAGUUGUUGUAGGAACUAUGACGCCUGCAACAUCAGCAACUUUAGCGGCAGUUUCUAGCGUUAAUAGUGUUUCUAAUGUAAAAGCUCCUCAAACCAGAAAAAGAACGCGCGCAGCCGCUAAUCUCCCUACGACUUCUGCACCUCCAAUAAAAGUGACGAAAUCUACGAUCCCACCACCGAUUGUAUCUGUUACGACACCCGCUGCUACUACUCAAAGAGCUACUGAAGCAACAGCUGUAGGGGGUUUAAGUCACGGUAAUCUUCAACAAAAACAAACUGCUAUUGUCGAUCUUACGUCAGAUGAAAGUCGAACCGCCACUGCCCCCGAUUCUCGAGAGGUCUCUUUUAAUAAAUUACAAGGUAAAACUUUUCCUUCCUUAGUUGUCGUCGCUAGGCCUCAUCUUCGCGCUAAGGAUAAUGUAACUACCGAUCGACAAAUAUUAGAUUCCAAAGUUAAAGCGGUUUUGAUGCAUAUUCCAACAAAAUUCACGGAAUGGUUAAUUCAGGUCGGAUUGAUUCGUUCCGAACAAACUUGUACUCAUGGUAAUAAACUCAAACUUGGAAUGUACAGUGAUGUCACAAAAUUUCCUUUUUCGGGAGGUUACGUGUGGAUUUCAGACUGUUGUCCUCAAAAAUUCGUUUCUGUCUUUAGUAAUUCAGUGUUCGAAGGAUCUCCACAUCCACCCACCGUUAUCCUUAAAUUAAUAUAUCAUUGGGCCUGUCAGACAAACGUUCAAAACGUUGUGCAAUGGGUUAAAGUUGAUAAUCUCUAUGUGAAAGGAAUGAAUACAUGGUUGAGAGCGAUUUGUACUGUUGCAAUUCACACACACCUUGGAUUAUUGGGUAAUCCAUCAAUGAAAGUAGAAGUAGGUGUAAUCUCUUUGGGGACGACAUCCCAAGACGGUAAUCAAAGACAAGUUAAAGUUGAGGUAUUAGGAGUUUUGGAUGUUGCAACAAAUUUGGUGCGAUUAAAAGCUGUUGAACCGAUGGUUGAUGGGGAUAGGAAUUAUAGAAGGAGGUUUUCAAAGAUUUUGGAACCUUUAGUUAAGUGGGUACACCCGGGAAGUAUUAUUAUAACUGAUUUAACUGUUGAUAAAAGUACGUUACACGCUUUGGGUUUUAAAAAUGUUGUGCAAGCGUCUGUUAAUGAUUCAUUAAGUAAUCUGACGAUUAUGAAUUAUUUACGAAGAAUUGUACCAAGAAUGUUCCAAAAUACGCUUUCACUACUUUCGCGGCAAAUCAUACAACAAUUUUUAGAUGAAUUAGUGUGGAGAGAACGUUAUGGAACCACUCCAGCUUUAGCUUUUGAUAAUAUCAUUACUCAUUUGUCGGAACAGACGAAGGUUGAUGGUAUUAAUUUAGUGCAUAGAUUAACGAAAAUCUCGAGUAAUCCGUUCAAAAAUUGGAGUUUAAAUAAUAUUCAUUCACAAACAACCCCAUCGCCACCUCCUCCAAUUAGUAAACCUCAAAAUAUACCCCCAUUAGCACCACUUAUGUUAACCACAGAGAGCACUAUGAGACCGUAUAAAAAUAAACGAAUUAAAGAUAAUUCAGUACCAGAAUCAUCAAAAUCGCGGAAGUCUCCCGAUAUUCCGGAACAAAUGGUUCCAUUAGAACAUUAUUAUUACGGUACAAUCGAUGCUCCAGAAGGUAGAGCACCAAAGAUUACAAACGUUGUUUAUAAAUGUGGAAUGUGCAAAUCUCAGUUUACCAACAACAUUAAAUUAAUGCUCCAUCUAUUCCACCACAUCAGUUCAAGCAACAUUAAAUUUUUAUGUAAAUAUUGUUUAGUACAAUUCAAUUCGGCCGAACUACUUGAAAAACACAUACAAAAAUCACACCCGAACGACACAAAAGUAGACGAAAUCUUCGUGUGUGUUAUAUGUGAAGGAAAAUUUUACAAUCCUUACAGUCUCGGAAAACAUAUGUCGCGAGAGCACGUCCCUUCCGAGUUACCCUAUCAAUGUUUAACAUGUCGUAUGCGUUGCUCUAGUCAUAGACAAGCAGUCGAUCAUUUUUAUGAAAAACACGACGGAGGAACCUCAAUACAAUGCCCUUUGUGUUUAAAAUGCAUGUCUGUAUAUUCGAACACACGGGUUCUUACGCAAAACAUGAGUUAUUUCGUGCAACAUUUACAAAAACACAGCAAGAAAAUAGGUGCAAAAAAAUGUCCAAAAUGCGCACUUUGGUUUGUCCAAAAAGAUUUAUUAAAAGACCAUAUUAUAAAAAUGCAUACUUCAAUGAGAAGAAAAGCAGGAUUAGUUCCUUGGCCUGUUCCUCGAGCUAUUAUCAUGGUUCCAAAAUCGCGACAAGAUGAACCAGGAGAACAAAUCAACGUUGACAUUAGCAAUGUAAUAUUAAAUUUCAAUUUGGAUAAACACGUUUGUAAAGAGUGUGGGGGACAUUUAAGUAUAAAAGAUCAUUAUCCGUCGAUACAAAAUUGUUCUAACGACAACUGCCAAUAUACAACAUGCUGUAAACGAGCUAUGUUAAAACACACAUUAAUAUGUAAAGAUUUAAAAACAACAAUUCCCAUACAAAGUUUACCAUUCAAAAUGUAUUGCGUUUGUGGUCACAAUGAUAAGGACGGGAAUUCUAUGGCGAAACAUUUAACAGUUUGUGAACGAAAAUCAGCAUAUCCUUCAGAAGCAGAAGCUAAAGCAGCUACGGUAACGCACAGUAUGUUAGAUGUUUUAGGUUUAAUGAGACGAACAGAAGAACCCAGUUCUUCUUCAGUUGAUAUAUCAAAAGAUGAAAUAAAAAUCGAAGAACCAAUAAUAACGAAAUCAUCGGAUAAAGAACUUGACGAUGUAGAAAUAAAAAUGACGGUGGAUUUGUGUGAAGAUGAUUCUACAUCUGAAGAGGUUACAAAAAAUAAUGGUGAUUCAUCAACUUUAGAUGGUGAUGAAAAAUUGUUGGAACCAGACGAGAAUGGUUUAUUAAAUGAGAAUAUAAUGGAUAUUACGGAAUGUGUAAGUGUUGAGGAUGAUGUGGUGCAAAAGAAAUUGGGGGAACCAAUGGAUGAGUAAAAAAAGACUUAUUAACUUACUCGUUUAAGAAUCGGUUUUUAUUUGUUUAUUUAAUCGUUUAAAGAGUUGACAAAGUGAAAAUGCAACAUAAUGUUUAAGCGAAGUUUUUUGUACAAAAUGAUUCUUUUUAAGCUUUAUGUAUUAGAGUUUUAAAAUUUCAGUUUAUAAAUAAAACACUAUGAUUUAUUAUCCUGUAAAAUGUCAGUCAAAAAUGUUUUCUUCAUUUGGUCUUAGAAAAACUUGAUGCGGUCAAUUUUUUCAAAAACAAAUCGUGUUCUUUAAAAACAUUAUUCUCAGAAACAUUUCGUUUUUGAGAUAUUCGCAUGUUUCAGAUUUUUCUAACACCUUUUUUCUUGUACAUCUCUUUGAUAUAUAAAAUACACUUCUGUUAUUGAAAAUUA
Molecule: messenger RNA, 4561 nt
Organism: Onthophagus taurus
Lineage: Eukaryota; Metazoa; Arthropoda; Insecta; Coleoptera; Scarabaeidae
Gene: row
Product: relative of woc
Biological process (GO): regulation of transcription by RNA polymerase II
Molecular function (GO): DNA-binding transcription factor activity; RNA polymerase II cis-regulatory region sequence-specific DNA binding
Source: RefSeq, a predicted model, not a curated record